Molecule: messenger RNA, 3951 nt
Organism: Zingiber officinale
Lineage: Eukaryota; Viridiplantae; Streptophyta; Magnoliopsida; Zingiberales; Zingiberaceae
Product: pentatricopeptide repeat-containing protein At3g61360-like
Exons: 3
Coding region: 14-1471 (485 amino acids)
Molecular function (GO): protein binding
Source: RefSeq, a predicted model, not a curated record
GUUCGCAUUCGUCAUGAGCCGCAAAGCUCCUGCUUUCCGACUUCGCUUUCUACGUCUCCUUUCCUCGUCUUCCGCCGCCGCCGCCGCCGCCGACACUUCCAUUGAUGACCUCGCCAAGCUUAUCAACAGCCAGCCCAUCGCCGCUAUCCGCCACCGCAUCCCUCCUCGCUUCCUCGCCUCCCCUCUCCUCGACUCGCUUCUCCUUCGCCUAUUCGCCGCCCACACCGCCUCCGACAAGGCCCUCCGCCUCUUCCGCCUUUCUCUCCACCACCACGCUGACCCUCCCCCCUCACCCUCCGCCUUCGCCACCGCGCUCCACAUCGCCACCCGCGCGCACCACUUUGACGCCGCCUUUGAGCUCACCGAGGACGUCGCCAGAUCCCACCCAGCGCUUCUCACGCCCAAAUCCCUCGCAGUCCUCCUCUCCCGUAUCGCAAAGUUCCAAUCUUUUGAUCGAACACUCGACGCAUUCGAGCGCGUCGAGAGGGCGUGGGUGUCCGCCGGUCUAUCCUUUGGCGUCGAUGAGUUUAAUGCGCUCUUGAGAGCCUACUGUGCUCGUGGGCGAAUCUCUGAGGCCCGCGCUAUCUUCCGGACGCUUCAUCAGCGGUUCUCUCCUAACUCACGGACGCUCAAUACUAUCCUUUUGGGCUUCAAGGAAACGUGGAAUCUCGUUGCUCUGGAUACUAUCUACCAUGAGAUGAUCCUCCGCGGUUUCGAGCCGGAUGCUGUAACUUAUUGCAUCCGAAUGGACGCCUACUGCAAAAGGCUGCAGUUUUUGGAGGCCCUGGACCUUCUAGAUGAGAUGGUAAAGAAGAAUUGCUCCCCUACCGUGCAAACCAUCACAACUUUGAUUCACGGUGCUGGUCUUGUGAAGAACCCUCACCGUGCACGCAAGUUGUUCGACGAAAUGGGUGAAAGAGGUAUAACUCCUGACAGAGCGGCUUAUAAUGCUCUAGUGGGCGCGUUUGUAAGGGCGGGUGAUCUUAAGUCUGCUUUGGUGAUCAUGGAUGAGAUGGAGGAGAAAGCAAUUGGGCUUGACGACUUCAGUUAUUACACCGUGUUCUGUGGCAUGAAGAAGCACGAGGAUUUAGAAGGGUUUUGGAAGAUAUACAAGAGGAUGGUUGACAAUAACUAUGUGCCAAGGGUACGCACAGUAAUGCUGCUCAUGAAGGUGUUCUGUCAAAAUGGAAGGGCUCACUUAGGGUUGGAGUUGUGGGACUACCUUUUAAAGAAAGGAUGUUGUCCUCAUAAGCAUGCAUUAGAUCUCUUGGUUACAGGACUUUGCUGCAGAGGGAAGGUGGCAGAGGCCUACAGGUGCUUCAAACAAGUAAUUGAUAGAGGGCGAGUGCCAUCUGAGAGAGCCCUUCGGGUGUUGGAAGACUUUCUGGUACAAGCUGAACAGGCAGACAUGCUAGAAGAGCUUGGCCAGAUGACAAAGGGGUUGCAAAUGCCAUUUUCAUCCUCAUAUUAAUUGGAUCACAAAUGGAAGGUAGUGGCGGUGACAUCGUUCCUUUUGAUUCCUUGUUCAGUGAUUGAAAUGGAGCCAAGGGUUCUGUCUUAGAUGAUGAUGUAGACAACAAACAUUGUCGAUCAAAUUCAUUGCCUGACAAUGUUGUGAGUUAUUGUUAUGAAUCCAUGGAUAAAAACAAAAGAAGCUUGGAAGUUUCACUUCAUCUUGAGAUAUUCUCGCUCCUCUUCUAUCCUAUAGUCAAGAUUUGGUGAUUGAACUGGUGGUGGGUGGACACAAGAAAUAGAUGCUGAAUGUGAUACUACUACCAGAUUGUUUGGGAAUAGAAAUGGAUCUCCUCUGUGUAGCUGUUUGUAAGAUACAAUCAAAUAUUGUUCUUGAGAAUGUCGUCAGUUAAUCGUGUGAAACCUUAUCACGAUAUAUGGAAAAGAAACUUCAGAAGGCUGCUGGCUGUAAGAGAUUGCUUGCUCUCUUUUGCGAUAUUCCCUUAUUGAUAAGAUUUGACUCAAUGAUGGCGUCAUCAUGGUGAUGAGACUGGGAGAGAAUUCCAGACUUCUUCAUUUGGCAUUUAUGAGGGCAAUAAAUGGAAGAGAGACGUUGGUAGGAAGGAAGAUGUUUGAUAAGCAGCCAAAGUGGUGAGUUUGCAGGUGAAAAAAUUCUGUCUUCAUUUCUUCUGUUUCCUUUGAUUGGGUUCAUUGAAGCUUCAAUGGAAUAGUAAGUUCAAGAUGGAUCUUGAAGUUGAGAUGUCACAAAUUUUCCUUGCUUUUGUAGUGAAGUUAGUUCAUCAACGAGUCCAAAUAAUCCUCUUAGAAUUUGGUCCCCUAUUUUCCCCCCUUGAAAUCAUUCUUGAGAUCUAAUCUUUUUGCCUAUUCAAUAGUUUUGAAUCACUAUCAUAUCUUUGCAAUUAAAACAACUUUAUGAUAUCCUCCUCUCCAUUAUAAACUACUUUGUUAAUCUCUUUUCCCCCCCUUUAAAGAUACUGUCUGAAUCUUUCCUUGAUUUUUCAGAUAUCUUCUCAUCCUAUGACAGAAGAAUCUUUCUGCAUUCUUAUCAGGAGAAAGAUACUUCUGAAAUAAAGAAUUCCUUCGCAGAAAAGAAAUUCUACUCUGAUGAGGAGUUGGUAAUUUCUUUUAUAUUUCCCACAAUAGUAUACUUUGUUCUAUUUUUCCUUCUCUUGUGCUCAUCUUCCCAUCCUUCAGGUGUAACUCUAUCAUUUUUCUUGAAUAAAUUGCCAUAUUAUACCCCCUAAAUUCACAAUUGUACCUAGUAGUUGCCAUUUUUCUCUGGCUAAUUGCGAUUUGUUACUUCAUUGAUGCAAAAAAGGAGACUUGAGGAUUCAAAUUCUACCUUAUCAUUUUCUCUUCUUUCUUUUUUUCUCAUUCUUUCUUGAAAGAGAAACCUGAAACCCUAGAAAUGUUAAUGGUAUCUGUUAAGACUUUAUCUCCUAUUUAUCCUCUUUUUUGAAAAGGAGCAACAAUUUUGUAGUGACUACAGCAGCGAAGACAUCAGAUUCAGAUGCUCUGAACCAGCUUAAGUUUUCAAUGAAGAAACAUGUCAAAUGCCAUGACAGUGAUUCAGUGAGGAAUACAAUGUUGAAGCAUGAAGAAAUCUUCAAGGAACAGGUUUGUGAACUCCAUCGUCUGUAUCAAGUCCAGAAGAUGCUGAUGGUUGAGCUGGUGAACAAGAAAGAAGAGCUCAAUUCCUUGCCAAGUGAAGCUACAGAAGCAGUUGCAGAGACAAAGACUAGAAUCUGGAGUAGUGCUUCAACCUCAGAGAUCACUGAAUCUUCUCAUGUUAGUAAUGUGAACCAACCUGCAGCUUGCAGCACAAGGACAAACCUCCUCUCAAGGGAGCUAAGUUUCUGCUCUCGCAACCGAGCAUCGAGUGCACAUAUAGUGGGAUUUGACUUCAAACAACCAGUUCAAGAGAACACUUGCACAGGAGUAAGGAACGCCAAACAGCUACAAGAAACAUGGUCUGAUGAUGGAAGUGAACUUGACUUGACACUUAGCAUAGUAUGUGGUCCUAAAAGCAUGGAGGAACAAAUGGUUUCACCGUGCCUGAAUGCUGAUAUUGGCUGCUCGGAUCCAACUACUAGUGAUAUUAGGUUGAGGCAGAUUGAGCAGGAGAAAGAAGAGGAUUGUAGUGAUACCUCUUCUGAGAUGAACAGGAAAAUGUUGAAAAGUCCCCCUUGGAUUCUGGAUGCUCAAAAUUUGAACAAGAGAUGAAACAACACAAAAUUUUGUUGCUUGUUUCUCGUUGCUUGGAUCCUUAAAAAAAUGGUGAAAGAGAAUUCUGAACAGGCCUUUUACAGUAGCAGCCAAUAUCAAUUGCUUUAUACAGCCAAUAUGUUUUUUUUGGUUUUCAAGUUUGUUAAUCUUACUCUUGAUUUUUUUGUUUUGUCAUUUAGAACAAAAGUGAUCCAAAAGUGUAGUAUCUCUUUUGGUCCCAAAUAUAUUCUUCGGAAACACAAUUCUCAUCUA